Helobdella robusta is the source of this 2229-nucleotide messenger RNA. RefSeq lists its product as hypothetical. The transcript is spliced from 13 exons. The record is from RefSeq and is a predicted model, not a curated record. Gene Ontology annotation, cellular component: nucleus. Bases 1 to 2229 code for a protein of 742 amino acids. NCBI's taxonomy places the organism in Eukaryota, Metazoa, Annelida, Clitellata, Rhynchobdellida, Glossiphoniidae. Gene Ontology annotation, biological process: cleavage in ITS2 between 5.8S rRNA and LSU-rRNA of tricistronic rRNA transcript (SSU-rRNA, 5.8S rRNA, LSU-rRNA). Gene Ontology annotation, molecular function: polynucleotide 5'-hydroxyl-kinase activity.
AUGAACAUUAAUUUACGGCAAGACUCGUACUGGGGGGGCCUAACUUUGGCGCCUCCCCUACAACAACAACAACAACAACAGCCGUCAAAAUUAACCCGUCAACAAAAACGAUUGAAGUAUUUGGAAAAUAGAAAGCGUAAAAUAGAGAAAUUAUUAAAUUUAAAAAAAAAUUUUCAAACUGCUGCCACAACUUUUCCUAAUACCAAAGAACCUAAUUUUUGUGACUUUGAAUCCAACUCCUACCAACCAGUUUACAAUAAGAACUUUUCCAAAAAGGGUAAAUUUUCGGGAAAGAGGUAUUAUGUCUAUGAGGCAUCUGAUAGUAAUGCUGGAUCUACUGGAAAUAAAACAAAAAUGCUGCAAAAUGUCUUUCCACUACCAGGCCUAACAUGUGAAGAUGGCGUUAAUAAUUCCUAUGAGAAUGUUCUUAAUGACGAUUUUAUACCUUUAUCUUCAUCAUCGACGUCGUCUGUAAAGCUAAAGAAAUCAAAAUAUUUUAGAAAAAAUGUUAAUGAAAGUCAUUUAGAUUUUUUAAACAAGAAUAAAAAAGUUAAAAUAUAUGCCCCUAGUGAUAAUAAUAGCAAAUCCAGAAAACAUAGAAAGUUUAAUAAAAAAUAUGAUAAGAGUAGAAAUGAUGCUGAUACUAAAGAUGACUUUAAUGAUGAUGUUGCUAUUUAUGUUGAUGAUAAUGCUGGUGACUAUAGUGAUGAUUGCGAUGUGGUUUGUAUUGCUGAUGAUGAUGAUGAUGAUAAGGAUGAUGAUGAGGAUAAUAUCAGUAAAAAUGAUGUGAAUCAUGACAAUGAGGGGAGAUUUAAUAGUGAGACUUUAGAAAAUUUGAAAGAAAAAUCUAAAAAGAUUCUCAACUUCAAGAAGAAACCAAUCCCAAAUAAUCUUACUAAAACUUGGCGGACGGGUAAUUCUAGAAGGAACUGGCACAAUAAGGCCUUAAAAUUACUAAAAAAAUUGAGAAAAGAAAAUAGAUAUAUCAUUUUUAUGAUUAAAAGUAAACCUUUCUAUUUACUUGAGAGGUUGAAAGCCUGCAGUAAGAAGUACCAGCGCAUCGCUGGACCCCCCAAUGAGGUCGCCAAAUUAGGGUUUAGUAAAGAUAGCAGCCUGUCUGUGAAGAUUAGUGAGAAUUUCCAAAAUGUCGCAAGAUUCUGGGCUGACCUUAUCAACAAUGAAGAAAAUGGUCCGGUACUUAUAAUGUGUGGAGGCAAAAACAGCGGGAAAUCUACAAUGGCCAGGUACCUGCUCAACUGUGCCCUCAACGACUCGAGUUUUGCCGGAUUCGUCAACCCAUCCCUGGACCCCCUGCACUACGUCAGAUGCCUAAAAUUAGUGCACAGCUCCUAUCUUAAGCAUUUUGUGAAUCUGCCUCUUAUUGUUAACACAAUGGGCUGGAACCAAGGUUUGGGUCUCAGUUUAUUCGUCGAGACACUAAAAUUAGUGAAGCCCGCCAUGUUAGUCCAGUUAGACGGACCCUGUUUCAAGGCUAACUUCCCCCUCAUGUUACCAAAGAUCAUUAAUAACGAAUCUAAUUAUUUUUAUGACCUAAAUGUUGUCAGCAGUGACGAUAUGCUAUCACCAUCUCGUGGGGUCAUCAGUUAUAGCUUGCACUGUUUGAAGAGCGAGUUCUCGUCACUUAAAAAUGUUAACAGCACUUCCUCUAGGUCUAGUCUGACGGCAGCUGACACGAGGAACUUGACACUCUUUGCCAACUUCCUGAACUUUGACCUGAUCUUGAAAUCCAGUAACUAUAGCAACUGUACUAAUAACAAUCACCAUUAUUGCAACUUGCCUAUAUACAAAGUGUCUUUGGAUUCUUUGGCUCUGCACGUCUGCCACGAGCAAGUUCCCAAUUCACUAAUUUUGAGGGCUUUCAAUGGUCGAUUCUGUUCUCUGUGUGUAAUUGUAAAGUCCAAGAUGAAGGGCUGUCCCAACUUUUUGAAAGAUCUGCCGGUUUGCCAAAGUAAAGGAAUAGGCAUUGUCUACUCCAUAGACAUGAAGUCGAGAUGUGUGAGCAUUGCAACUAACGUUCCGGCAGAUUCGUUAGAAUUAGUGAAUUGCUUGCUGGUGGGGGCCGUCGAUCUGCCUAAAGAAAUGUUCGACCAGGACUUCAAUGGAAGAUCGAUUGGCGUUCCAUACUUGGACUACCAAUCAGAGAUCACUGGGGGCGGUUGCCUAACUCCUAAAGGGAGGAAAGUUCCUAGAUUGAGGCCGACCAAAUAG